AUGUCUGACGCUGUCACUAUCCGUACUAGAAAGGUGAUCACCAACCCAUUGUUGGCUAGAAAGCAGUUCGUCGUUGACGUCUUGCAUCCAAACAGACCAAACGUCUCCAAGGACGAAUUGCGUGAAAGAAUAUCCGCCAUCUACAAAACCGAAAAGGAUGCCGUCUCUACCUUCGGUUUCAGAACUCAAUUCGGUGGUGGUAAGUCUACUGGUUUUGGUCUAGUGUACAACUCUGUCGCUGACGCCAAGAAAUUCGAACCAACCUACAGAUUAGCUAGAGCUGGUCUUGCUUCAAAGGUUGAGAAGCCAUCCAGACAACAAAGAAAGCAGAAGAAGAACAGAGACAAGAAGGUCUUUGGUACUGGUAAGAGUUUGGCCAAGAAGGUGGCUCGUCGUAACGCCGACUAA
Molecule: messenger RNA, 408 nt
Organism: Zygosaccharomyces rouxii
Lineage: Eukaryota; Fungi; Ascomycota; Saccharomycetes; Saccharomycetales; Saccharomycetaceae
Product: 40S ribosomal protein eS24
Exons: 1
Coding region: 1-408 (135 amino acids)
Biological process (GO): translation
Cellular component (GO): ribosome
Molecular function (GO): structural constituent of ribosome
Source: RefSeq, a predicted model, not a curated record